Messenger RNA from Microthlaspi erraticum, 252 nucleotides. The record is from the annotation of a GenBank genome assembly. NCBI's taxonomy places the organism in Eukaryota, Viridiplantae, Streptophyta, Magnoliopsida, Brassicales, Brassicaceae.
AUGCAUGGUCUAAGUCUAUGCAGAGCGAUAGAUUUAACUGUUCUUGAUGGAUACAAUGCGUUGAUGAAAGAAUUGGACAAAAUCUUUGAUCUCAAAGGCGAGCUGUGUGCCGGCCAUUUAUGGGAAAUAGUCUAUAUAGACAAUGAAGGAGAUAUGAUGCUCCGGGGACGAUCCAUGGCCAAACUAAUCUUAUGUUCAAAAGAGGAGGUUAAGAAAAUGAAGUCAGCAAACGAUUCUUCUGAAGGUGUUUAA